AGCGAGGGAAUACAUACGACGUUGGGCUGAGACCAACAAACUUUACUCACAAUUCACCGCAAACUAUCUCGCUGCAGCAUGACUGCUCAUAUCGACGUCCACGCAUUCUAUGUCGAAAAGGCUACUGCGGCUUCUUAUCGGGUUGGGGAGACAAUCACCAACAUCGGCCAGCUCAGAGCCUGUCUCCAGCAUCAAGCUCGACUCAAGUUCGAUAAAGAAUGGUUACAAGUACCUGACCUUCAUCCUGAUCCUGAUUCCGUUCUUCUCGCUACAAAUGUGCAUGGUACCUCCAUGCUCGAGGAUAACCUAAUGACAAUCCAGAGCGUGUGUGAUUCGGCGGAUCACAUUCUUGCGAUCAUUCCCUCCAAGCAGCUAUCACCCUCUGUUGCUCCCUCGCUCACGGCAACCGCGACCCAAUCCUUGGCGAGCCCCGCCCACAUGAAAAGUCAGGAGUUGAUCAACUUAGUUGUAUCGAUGAAUGACGCACUUCGAAUCAAGGACAAUAUGAGGGUUGAACAACAGGUUGACUUUCAUGCGACCCUGCAGUCAUUUCAACGUGAUCAGCUGCGGAGGGAGGAGGACGUGAAACUAAAUUUUCAGCGAUACACCAAGGAGGUGGAGCAGCAGCUGAAGGACACUCAACAUCAAUGCAACAUCCUCAAGCAAGAACAUACCCUUGACCAAUUGUGCAUCAAAUUCCUGGAGGACAGACAACAAGAGGACAGACAACACAUCAAGGACCUGGAAGAUAAGCAACAGCAGGACAGCUCACGGAUUCAGGACCUUGAGAGUUCGCUUCUCGAGGAGAAGAAGUUUCGGGUGGAGGAGAAGGAAGCUAGCGAUAAGGAGAAGGAAGCUAGCGAGAAAGAGAAGGAUACCAAACUCAUGGAUCACAUUUUACUCCGCCACUUACUUGAUCUCACGCAAGCGAAGCUAGCAGUCGCGUCUGGACUUCCCAGAAACAACAAGACCUUCCGCAUUACACAGUCAUUCCUCUGGAGAGAGGCACUGUCUUCCUCCCAGACAACCCCUGAGCACGUGCAAGCUGCCAAGAAAUUAUUGAACGCACCAGGGUUGUCUCUUGAUGCCGCCACGAAAAAAUUCGCCUUAUCCGACAGCGGGAUGAACAUCGUGGUCCAGAGACCAUCGGUGAUUCGUGACAUGGGAGACAGCGCAGCCCACCCCAAGCAUGUAUCAAGGGAGGCGUUUAAGAAAAUAAUUUCACAACACGCUGUCGCCAGAAAUCACGACAGACUUUAUGCUAUCUUAGAACUUGUUGAUCCUGUAACUCAGUCCACCUGAUUUCACAUCACACGCUCACAAUGUUGUAUUACUUUCUUUUACCCCAAGUUACAAGUACGAUUACGCAGAUUCAAAUUUACCAAUGUCAGUUGUACUUAUUGCCAAUGGAUUUUCGGUCACAUGCAACGCA
This is a messenger RNA of Suillus bovinus, 1432 nucleotides long. RefSeq lists its product as uncharacterized. The annotation marks the transcript as partial. Lineage: Eukaryota; Fungi; Basidiomycota; Agaricomycetes; Boletales; Suillaceae. The transcript has 3 exons. The record is from RefSeq and is a predicted model, not a curated record.